CCCGCCUCGCCCGACGGGGUGAAGCCGGGACUCGGAGCCGGCCCGAGCCGCAGCGCAGCGGAGCCCCGGGGAGCCGGCCGCCGCCGCAGCGGGCCCGCCGGCGGGGCGCGGAGGCAGAGGGGCGGGUGAGGGGCGGCGGCCCCGCGGCGGCGGGGAGCCCCCGGCGGUGGGGGUGGGAGGCGGCGGUGGCCAUGGCGCUGCGGGCCCGGGCGCUGUACGACUUCAGGUCGGAGAACCCGGGGGAGAUCUCGCUGCGGGAGCACGAGGUGCUGAGCCUCUGCAGCGAGCAGGACAUCGAGGGCUGGCUGGAGGGCGUCAACAGCCGCGGCGACCGCGGCCUCUUCCCGGCCUCCUACGUGCAGGUGAUCCGCGCCCCCGCCGCCGAGCCGCCGCCGCCCGCCCGCUACGCCAACCUCCCCGCCGGCGGCUUCGAGCCGCUGCCGCCCCCCGCCGCCUUCAAGCCGGCGGCUCAGCAGCCCCCGCCGGCGGCGGCGCCCGAGCCCUUCCCGCUGCCCCCCGCCGCCGGCUUCCCCUUCCCGCCGGCGCCCUACGGCGGCUCCUACCAGCCCAGCCAGGGCAGCGAUGACGACUGGGACGACGACUGGGACGACAGCUCCACCGUGGCCGAUGAGCCGGGCGCCCUGAGCAGCUCCUACCCCGACUACGAGGCGGCGGGCGGCGGGGCCUCCGGCCGCUACCGACUGUCCACCCGCUCCGAGCUCUCCCUGGGCUCCCGCAGUGGCCACCCGGCCGGACACCCACACCCGCCUGGCACCGGCGGUGGCGGCGGAGCCAAGAGCUCGGCCACAGUGAGCCGCAACCUCAACCGCUUCUCCACCUUCGUCAAGUCUGGCGGGGAGGCCUUUGUGCUGGGCGAGGCAUCAGGCUUCGUGAAGGAUGGGGACAAGCUGUGCGUGGUGCUGGGACCCCAGGGUCCCGAGUGGCAGGAGAACCCCUACCCCUUCCAGUGCUCCAUCGAGGACCCCACCAAGCAGACCAAGUUCAAGGGCAUGAAGAGCUACAUCGCCUACAAGCUGGUGCCCAGCCACACCGGGCAGCAGGUGCACCGCCGCUACAAGCACUUUGACUGGCUCUAUGGGCGGCUGGCCGAGAAGUUCCCCGUCAUCUCCGUGCCUCACUUGCCAGAGAAGCAGGCCACCGGCCGUUUUGAGGAGGACUUCAUCUCCAAACGUCGCAAAGGCCUGGCCUGGUGGAUGGACCACAUGUGCAGCCACCCUGUGCUGGCUCAGUGCGAUGCCUUCCAGCACUUCCUCACCUGUCCCAGCACGGAUGAGAAGGCCUGGAAACAAGGCAAGCGCAAGGCUGAGAAGGAUGAGAUGGUGGGUGCCAACUUUUUCCUGACCAUCAGUGUCCCCACGGGCCCUGGGGCCAGCCUGGACUUGCAGGAGGUGGAAAGCCAGGUGGAUGGCUUCAAAGCCUUCACAAAGAAGAUGGAUGAGAGCGCCCUGCAGCUUAAUCACACGGCCAAUGAGUUUGCCCGCAAACAAGUCACUGGUUUCAAGAAGGAAUACCAGAAGGUGGGGCACUCCUUCAAGUGCCUCAGUCAGGCAUUUGAGCUGGACCAGCAGGCCUUUUCAGCUGGCCUCAACCAAGCCAUAGCCUUCACUGCAGAAGCCUACGACGCCAUCGGGGACCUCUUUGCGGAUCAGCCCCGGCAGGACCUAGAUCCUGUGAUGGAUUUGUUAGCGCUGUAUCAGGGGCAUCUGGCCAACUUUCCAGACAUCAUCCACGUCCAGAAAGGAGCCCUUACCAAAGUUAAGGAGAGUAAGCGGCAUGUGGAAGAGGGGAAGAUGGAGCUCCAAAAAGCUGAGGGCAUUCAAGAACGCUGUAACAUUAUUUCUUUUGCCACCCUAGCAGAAAUUAAUCAUUUCCACAAAAUCCGUGUGAGGGACUUCAAAUCACAGAUGCAGCAUUUCUUGCAACAGCAAAUACUCUUUUUUCAAAAAGUGACACAAAAGCUAGAAGAGGCUCUUCACAAGUAUGACAGUGUUUAAUCUCUGAACUUUGAUUUGCGGACUUCCCUCAGCAUGGAGGUGACCCAGGCGGCAGAGCAGACGCUGCUGCUGCUGCUGAAGAGCUGUUGCCAGUGGUAGACGGUGGUACAAGGAUGGUUUUGUGUUCACCUGGAACCCUGGUUUAAUCUCCGAUUAUGUAGAAAGGAAACAGUUAUAGGGCUAUGUAGUAGAAACAGUACCACGCAUUGUAACUAAGUUAUACUGUGUAUGCCUACACUACCAUUGUAAUUUUUUUGAAAUAAUAAGUAUACUAUUUGCCUUAUUGCUUUUUGAAAUAUGGUAUUUUAGUGCAUACUUUGUAGACCUCAAAACCCUUUGGGUCUUUAAGGAAGCUGGCUAGAUAAAAGCCUGCUUCAGAUGCCUUUUUACUUUCCUAGAGUUGGAUUUCCUAAAUUCAAAUGAUUCUCUGUUUACAGACUCCUACUAGAGCAGCUAUGUGAUUCUGUGCCUUUAGACUCUAUUUUUCCUUUUCUAGUAAGUCACAUUUUUAUGAUUGAAUGAAUGAAGGGUUGAUGCCUAUGACAGGAACUGAUUGUGAAACCUCACAUUGACUGGAAAAAAAUCAGCUGCCAUCCAGUUUGCACAGCAAGUACUGUCUUACGACAAAUGUUGGCUUAAAAAGGAGAGCUUAAAUCUUUUCACACUUUCACUGAAAAUGCAGACUACUUGUUACAUGUACUAGGACGUUAAGCACAUAUAGAGAAAUACACCACUUAAUCCCCUUUCCAAAAUGAAUAAUACAGUAAGGGGUGUGGUUUGUUUUUUUUUUUUUUUUAUAGUAUACAGCAUUACUGUGAGUGGAAAUUUGAAGAGCUAGCCUAAUAAAAAUGACGUUAUGUCAAGGGGAUAUUGAAUGCAAGCUAUGUGGCUGGAACAUUUUUUUAAGUUUGAAAUGAUCUGCUCAUUGUUCAGUGGCUGAUUCAGUUUAACUUCAGACUUGCACCUACAUUGCCAGUUGUCUGAGUUGAAACUCCACUGUGAUUCAUCAGUUUACUAAGUCACAAAUUUUCAGGGAUGUUCAGUAAUAUAAAUGACCUGAAAAAAGUCUUGGCUGAACUGACUUGGAAAACAGGUGACAUUUUUAUGUUUGUAACACUCAAGAAUUAACAAUUGUCUUAAUUUUUGUAUAAAUAUUUUUGACAAGCAGGGUGCAUUUAUAUAUAUGUAAACACUAUCUUUUAAAGAGUUUUAUGGCUUAUUUCCCUCAAAUUAAGUCUGAAGUCUGUGUUUCUUACUGAUUGGUUUCCUUCUUACAGGUCAGUAUGAAAGAGGGGUUUUAUUUAUCCUAUUUUUUUUCUCCUAAACAAAAAUAACAAAACCUUCCAAGGAAGCAAAAUGUUUACUUUUCUGUUUUUAAUUAAAUUAAUCAAAGAUAGCUUAAACAAAUGAAAGCCUGGAAAAAGAAAGUUAAGGAACAGUUACAUUUAAGUACAAAUCAUUCCUCACCUACACAGCAGAAAUGUGCAGUUCUUUCUCUCAAUCGUGAGUUUCUGUAGCUUAAGCCCACACCUCUGUUUUAGAGGAACAGAUAUAAGAAUGUAGUUUUGGUUUUCAGAUUUGGUUUAAGGUUCAUCCCCAAAUGCUUGGAGAUUGCUAUUUCGCAUAAGUUGUGUUUGGCAGUGCUUCUAGUACAUAGCCAAAGAAGUAAAAUACAGAAUAAUGAGGAGGAAAAAAACAGUAUUUGUAAAAGAAAGGACAAUCAGUGAGGAAAAACUCAAUUUCCAGGCUAUUGAAAGAGUGCUGCAAACAACAACAAGGUUGACCAUAAAAUAAGGACCAUAGUCAUAGGGCUGACUUGCUCUGUAUCUUCCUCACGGUGUCUUGUUCUACAUUCAAAACUCAUCACUUCCCUAACAGCUCUUCCCAGCAAUACACCAGCUUCCUAUAUGUCAUUUAAUUAUGUGAGAUAGUGAUGAGCUAGGUUUGAGCUGAGUUCCAUGGCUUAUGUUUGCUCAAGCCAGAUACUGUUUUAUUAAAUGUCUUUGCAGUAAUAAGAUCAGGCUACAAUCAAAUUAAUUCUACAUGGAUAUAUUAAGACCUGUUCAGAAAUUGAUCUUGGUCCAGUUGAAGUAUUCUAGAAGGUUAGUAUUAAUGACAUGUAUGUGUCCAGGCGGAAAUUAAGCUGUGAUAUGUAUACAUACAUUAUCAGACAGGUACAGUUUUCCCAAAUAAACUGUCAUGGCCUUCACCUUACUUUCUCAUUUGUGAAUUUUUGGGGUAGGAGGAAGGUGGGGGUGCUAAUUGGUUAAGCUUGAUGUACGAAAAAAGCUUGACUGGAAUCCUGGAUCUGAGUUGUUGGAGAGUUUGGAAAGGUUCAGAUCUGCACCCCUAUUAGCAUCUUCCUUUUUUCCUCACGCAUUAUAGAGUUGGAGUUAAACUGAUGUAGGGAGUCCAGAUUCCAUUAAUGCUUACUGCACUAUGCAAGAACUACGGUUUUAAUUGUAUUUGGAACAAGUGUGACAUUGACCACUCAUGACUGAUGGACUACUGGAUGGUGUGGUCUGACAUCCGAAUGUACUCUGCAGUAAAGUGAAUGGAUAUUCUGUAGGACUGUGGAAGCAUCAAAGGAAAUCUAACAGAAUCCUUUUAAAUAAAUAAAUAAAUGUGGAGGAAAGCAAAUUAGCUCUAUAGCAUAAUGUUAAAUGCCUUUGUUUUAUUCCCUUCCUGUAAUUUAUUUUUGAUGCAUCGCAAUUUUUGCAUUGGCAAGUAGUAAGUAUCUGAUAUACUUGUUGGGGGCUAGAGAGGUUGAUUUUGAAGCUGCAAGAAGAUCCACUGAGGUAUUGGUGUCUGUUAAAGUGCUGAAUCCAUUGAAAACCAUGGAAUCAACCCAUCAGGGGAAUAUGUCUACUUAGAAUCACCAGCAAGUUGUAUGUGAAUGUUUUUAUUCAAAUUGUAGGGUUAAUUUGGAAAUUAACAACCUGAUAAAAUGAUCAGGUCACUUUGUUUCCUACCCCUUUUGCUGUCUGAUGCUUGCAGAGCAGACAGUUGCCUCUAUUUAUGACUUGUGCAUGUUUUAUAGAUUCUCUAUACCAGAUUCAGCAUCCAAUGGCAUGGUACGCUUGAUUUUGAAGCGUAGAGAGAUCAGUGGGAAAAUUGUGUGGUGAUGAAACAUUCAAGACAAGCGCCAGCAAACUCUGAAAAAAAAUAUUCAAAAUGAAAGAAUAUGUUGCAUAUAAAAUUGGUAUGUUUUUAGAAAAUGUUAAUCAACUGCUUACACUGCAAAUUUCACAGGUAUCCUGUGUCACCUGAGGCACAGGUAUCUUUUUUGUGAAUUACAAGACCCUGUUUGCAGUACCUUAGUAUUUUGCCAGACCUUCACUAUUCCAUCUAAGCUCUACUGUGCUGGUUGUCUAUUCCAGCCUGAAUUCUUCUGGGAAACUUAAAUAAAAGUUGUUUAGCUAUUUCUCAGAAGAAGAUCAUAAAAAAAAAAAAAAGUUUUCUCCUCUUAAAUUCUCCAAACAGUUUUGCUGGAAAGCUUGAAUUCUUCCAUACAAGGACUUGAAAUUUGGCAGACUCAUUACUUUUUGCAUCUUAGAUAUGUCUGCUGCACUGCCUUUGAAAAUUUUUCCAAGUGUUUCCAAGUUAAACUAAGGUUUCUCCAGGCCCUGUUGUGCUCAAGUUUGACAGAUAAAUUUUCUGUAGCUCCCCUUUUGCUCCCCGCAGGCUUGGUUCUAACCUCGGCCAGCAGUGGCUGAGUGAGACUUCCUUGUAAUUGUUUUUCCCUUCAUCCAGAAGGCGCUGAACCUCACAGAGCAGAAGCUGAAUAAAGAAGCUGUCGGUAGGUCCCGGUGUGGCUGCUCUUUGAGCCUGGUCAUGGGAGGAGAGAAGCAGCAGCCCGGAAUAGAAGUUUGAACGUGGGCCUGGCAGCUACAGCAACGUGGAGCUUGGCGAUAGUUGGGGAGGAGCACAUGGGGACAAAGGACAAGGGCAAGGACAGAAAGACCUGUGACUAGAAAAGCCUGUUCUUUCAGAUCUGAUUAUACCUUGGGCUUCCAAAGCUCCGUGUCCUCUUGCUGUUAUUUUAAAUAGCCAUAAUAAGCAGGCACAACAUGGGUACCUUAAGUUCUUGUGGUGGUGAGGACGGCAACAUUUUGUUUCUCUCAUUAGACAUUACUUUCUUUGCUCAAUGGUCAAAGGUCUGAAUAUGUCGGUUGAAAAGUUUAACUCUGUUGAUGAACAGCACAUUUCAGGGCUGAAGGAGAUGCCGUCAUGCAGGCUCUGUGAGGCAGCGCUAUGGGUGUCAGUAGGGAGCCGUAUGUUCUGUUACCUGUUUUUUUCUUGGGGAGGGAAGAAGCAGUCUAUUUAGGAAGUUGCACACAACAAAAAAGCUAUAUUAAAGAAUCAUGAUCAUUCAGUAAAAAAAAAAAAAAAGGAAAUUUCACAGUGAAAGUUGCCUGUGUAACUAAUAUAGCAAGGCACAUCACGGUCACAUAACUGUUUUUCCACCACUUCCCUGCGUGAUUCAGUGUACAGGAUAUACAGCAGUCUCCUCGUCAACGGAGGUCUUUCAGGGAGGGUGUUGUCUGUAUAAUCCUUACCUAUUCUGCAGCAUCGGUUGUACUCUGCACAGUGAGAAAGAAAGGCAGCGUGAAGAUCGAGUAAGGGUCUCCCUCAGCCUGCAGUGGUGCUCAGGGGACUCGGCUCUGUCCUUGCCUCCAGCCAAGUUCUUUGCAACAUAAGCCACACAAAAUAAAUAAUUUGUAUGAAGGGUGUGCUCUCCAUUUUGUGUAGGCUUGAGUUUAAACCCAGGACUUUUUCUGAAAAAAGUGCUGGGCAUUCAUAGUUUUCGCUGAACAUUAUGGACAUUCUGCUUUGAAUAGAGAAAAUGCUACAAAAUGCAAAGUUUUCUGGAAAAAAAAAUAAUCAGGAAUUCAUUACUUUAAGUAGACCACCACAAAUCAGAGCACACUUGUAAUCAGCUGCAAAAGGGGAAUAAUAAACCCAGCUCAUUUUGCUGGAAUGUUGCAAAUAUAAACUCCUUGAAAUAAAGUGUUUUCAGACGUUGCUUUAUUAAGGUUUGUUGUUUUUUUUUUUUAAAAAAAAAAACUCUCCUAAGGAAAUUAAUACUUAGUCUUCAGGAUGAGGUAUGAAUAUUAUUUGGGAAAUAAGGGAUGGGGCCAUGUGUAGAGCAGCAAAGUAGAAUAAGCCUCUAGAGGAAUCUCAGUCAGGUACUGUUCACAGUGAAUGGAAAGAGAAAGGCCUUCCCAGAAAAAUCAUAUGCGAUCAUGUCAUUGGAACCCAUUUUUGAAGCAUAUUCACUGGGAAGCUGAAUUAGUCACAUGGUUUAACUUA
This is a messenger RNA of Chroicocephalus ridibundus (black-headed gull), 7328 nucleotides long. RefSeq names its product sorting nexin 18 (gene SNX18). The coding region runs from base 192 to 2015 and encodes 607 amino acids. Gene Ontology annotation, cellular component: plasma membrane; cytoplasmic vesicle. The record is from RefSeq and is a predicted model, not a curated record. Gene Ontology annotation, molecular function: phosphatidylinositol binding; protein binding. Gene Ontology annotation, biological process: plasma membrane tubulation; mitotic cell cycle; endocytosis. The transcript is spliced from 2 exons. NCBI's taxonomy places the organism in Eukaryota, Metazoa, Chordata, Aves, Charadriiformes, Laridae.